This is a messenger RNA of Miscanthus lutarioriparius, 1971 nucleotides long. The record is from the annotation of a GenBank genome assembly. NCBI's taxonomy places the organism in Eukaryota, Viridiplantae, Streptophyta, Magnoliopsida, Poales, Poaceae.
AUGGCCGCCACCGCCGCCAUCCACCUGCGCCCGCUCCGCUCCGUCGCCGUCUCCUCCGCGAGGUCCCGCUCGCUCCUCCACCUCCUCGCCCGCCCCCUCUCCUCUUCCCAAUCGGGAUCGUCCUACGCCUACCACCCUUUCCCUACCCCGGCCGCCGCCGCCCCCAACCACGUCCACCACCCUCCCCACCAGCAGCAGCAGCAGCAGUGGGUGCCGCCAAGGAACCCGCCUCCCCCCGGGGCCCCUCCACAGUGGUCCCCGCAGGGACAUCCGCCUCCGCCGCCCCGCGGCUAUGGGCCUCCACCGCCGUACCAGCAUGUGCCGCCUCCGCCGCCACGCGGCUACGGGCCUCCACCGCCGCACCAGCAUGUGCCGCCUCCGCCGCCACGCGGCUACGGACCUCCACCGCCGCACCAGCAUGUGCCGCCUCCGCCGCCACGCGGCUACGGACCUCCACCACCAGGACAGCAUAUGCCGCCCCCGCCGCCGCGCGGACCCGAGCCUCCACCACCGGGACAGCAUACGCCGUCGCCUCCGCCUCCGCCGCCACAUGCCCACGGGCCUCCACCACCGGGCCAGCACGUCCCUCUGCCUCCGCCGCCACACGGCCACGGUCCCCCACCACCAGGCCAGCAUGUGCCGCCGCCUCCGCCGCCACGCGGCCACGGGCCUCCACCACCGGGACAGCAUGUGCCGCCGCCUCCGCCGCCGCACGGCUACGGGCCUCCACCACCGGGACAGCAUAUGCCGCCGCCGCCACACGGCCACGGGCCUCCACCACCGGGACAGCAUGUGCCGCCGCCUCCGCCACGCGGCCAUGGGUCUCCACCACCGCACCAGCAGGCGCCGCCGCCGCCCGAACCUACGGCGGGGCCUGGGGAGCUGAUGGGACUGUGCCGGGAGGGGCGGGUGAAGGACGCCGUGGAGCUUCUGGCCAAGGGUGCGCACGCCGACCCGCCUGCGUUCUACGAGCUCGCGGCCGCCUGCUCCAACCCUAAGCUGCUGGAGGAGCUCAGGAAGGUGCACGACUUCUUCCUCCGCUCGCCCUUCCGCGGUGACCUCCGGGUCAACAACAAGCUGCUCGAGAUGUACGCCAAGUGCGCAGCCAUGCCCCAUGCCCGCAGGACGUUCGACAAUAUGCCUGACCGCGACAUGGACUCGUGGCACAUCAUGAUCGACGGCUACUCGGUCAAUGGGCUUGGGGACGAAGCGCUGCGGCUGUUCGAGCUGAUGAAGGAGUGUAUGGCACCCACCAGUCAGACCUACCUGCUUGUGCUCAAUGCUUGUGCCAACUCGGAGGCCAUCGAGGAGGCGCUCCUUUACUUUGAUGCCAUGUCCAGGGACCAUGGCAUUGAGCCUGGUGUGGAGCACUAUGUUGGGAUCAUUGAGGUCUUGGGGAAGUCAGGGCAUCUCAAUGAGGCUCUGGAGUUCAUUGAGAAGCUGCCUUUCGAGCCCAAUGCCAUGGUGUGGGUGUCGCUCUUGAACCUGGCCCGGAUGAACGGAGACAUUGAUCUUGAGGACCGGGCAGAGGAGUUGUUGGUGUCGCUUGAUCCGUCCAAGGCAAACCCUAAGAAGCUCCCAACCCCACCUCCGAAGAGGCGCCUGGGAAUUAACAUGCUUGAUGGGAGGAACAAGCUAGUAGAGUACAGGCUGCCACCAAAGAUUGAAAAGAAGGUGGUCAAUGAGCAGAGGUACGUCCCAGACACAAGAUAUGUGCUCCAUGACAUUGAUCAGGAGGCCAAGGAACAGGCAUUGCUGUACCACAGUGAGAGGCUGGCAAUUGCUUAUGGUCUGAUUAGCACCCCAGCAAGGACUCCACUUCGCAUCAUUAAGAACCUGAGGAUAUGUGGGGACUGCCAUAAUGCCAUCAAGAUCAUGUCAAGGAUCGUUGGUAGAGAGCUCAUUGUGAGGGACAAUAAGAGGUUCCACCAUUUCAAGGAUGGAAAGUGCUCCUGUGGAGAUUAUUGGUGA